Papilio polytes (common Mormon) is the source of this 1268-nucleotide messenger RNA. RefSeq names its product mitochondrial import receptor subunit TOM20 homolog. Gene Ontology annotation, biological process: protein import into mitochondrial matrix; tRNA import into mitochondrion; protein targeting. Bases 78 to 572 code for a protein of 164 amino acids. Gene Ontology annotation, molecular function: transmembrane protein transporter activity. The transcript is spliced from 4 exons. Gene Ontology annotation, cellular component: mitochondrial outer membrane; mitochondrial outer membrane translocase complex. The record is from RefSeq and is a predicted model, not a curated record. NCBI's taxonomy places the organism in Eukaryota, Metazoa, Arthropoda, Insecta, Lepidoptera, Papilionidae.
CAUACUCUUUGGUAUUAAAUGGUGGUUCGCAAAAUAUUCUUUACCUAACGAAAGUAAAAAAAUAUUUUGGUGGGUUUAUGAAUCUACUAAAUACGCAAAAUUCAAUUAAUAUGGAAAUUACUCGCACUACCCUUGGAAUCGCAGUCGGUAUAGCCGGGACACUAUUUCUAGGCUAUUGUGUAUACUUCGAUCAACAGAGACGUAAGGAUCCUCUGUUCAAAAAGAAGUUGAGGGAACGACGUCAAAAGGCACAGAAGAAUGCAUCAAGGUCCAGCACUCUAGGUGGCCCACUGCCCGAUAUGAAUGAUCAUGAAGCGAUGCAGAGAUUCUUCUUGCAGCAGAUUCAGCUCGGUGAAGAGUUACUGGCUGCAGGUGAUUUAGAAGCCGGUGUUGAGCAUCUCGGACAAGCUGUUACAGUUUGCGGACAGACACAGCAAUUGUUGAGUGUACUGCAACAAACGAUGCCAGCUCCGAUCUUCCAUAUGCUUCUGAAGAAGCUUCCAGAAGUUUCUGAGCGUCUCCGUGCUUCGAUGAAAGCCAGCAGUUCGUUGCAUGAGGAUGAUGUGGAGUAAAUCGCACUGUCAGAAGUUAGCUGACACUUGAAAGCAAUUUUGACUUCUUUACUUGGCCUAUAAAUUAAAUUUGGUUUCACUUAAUUGAAAAUUGAAGUUUAUUCUUUAACUAAUAUAUUUUCAGUCAACUCCAAAUUAAAACAAACUUACCACUUUGUUUUUUUAUAUGGUUUUAUACUGAUUUUGUUAAUAUUUUUAUUUAAUCUGUACUGAAGUGUAUUGCCAGCAAUAAAUUUAAAGUUGUAGCAGAUAAUAUAUUUUUUAAAGGCCAUUUUUUUGUAUAUUCUGAUUGAAUGCAAACUAAAUAUAGGCAUGGAGAAGUAAAUUUGUUCUUUAUCGUGUAGUUUUUUUAGGUUAGUUACGAAAUUGGCUGUCAGCGUUAGGCUAUAACCAAAUAAAAAUCUGAUUUGGAUUAUACAAAAAUGCUUUUAUUUUGUUGUUUUAAAAGUAAAUUUUUAUUUUACUUUUGACGAGAUUAAAGGAAAUGUUUCUUUUUUUUUAUUAAAACAGUUUUUUUCGUUUGCCGCCAAAUAGUUUUCUAACCAUAGACAAUGAGUGUAAGUCUCGAAUGUUCGGAGAAAUGUUCAAAGGGAUGUUUUAAGUAGUUUUGUUAAUGUUAUUUAGGUGUUUGUUCCGGUAUGAUGGAAUGCUUGUUUCGAUUAAUUUUUAUUGUGAAAUAAAAGUAUUGAAUUACUA